This is a messenger RNA of Dromiciops gliroides (monito del monte), 2337 nucleotides long. RefSeq names its product TAFA chemokine like family member 3 (gene TAFA3). Lineage: Eukaryota; Metazoa; Chordata; Mammalia; Microbiotheria; Microbiotheriidae. Gene Ontology annotation, molecular function: receptor ligand activity. The transcript has 7 exons. The record is from RefSeq and is a predicted model, not a curated record. The coding region runs from base 1052 to 1453 and encodes 133 amino acids.
UCCCGCUUUCAGCCCCCGCCGCAGGGCUCCGGGCUGCCAAUGGGGGAGCAGCGGAGUUGGGCGACACUGGGGUAGGGAGCUCAUUGGACCCAGUCCCCGAUGGGCCCCCGGAGCUGACCAGUCCCAGUUCUGUCAACACCUCUUGCCCCUCCCUCCACCGCUCCGAAGGCGCAUCGGGGAAUGGACCAAAAAAUGGUGACAUUUCAGAGUUGGAAGGAACCGUAGAGAUCCCCAGACCUUGGGACCUGGAGUCGGGCGUAUAUUUCCUCCGAACUUGUUAGUGUGAGUUUAGCCAGCUUGGUAAUAAAGGUUACCUCUAGCAUACAAGAGCAAGAGGCAAGGAAGGGACUGGGAACCGGCGGGGGAUGGGGGGCGAGGUGUUCCCCAGUCUCUUCCUUCCUCGCGUGGCCGCCAGAGGCCGCUGCUACCUGGUCCCCGCUGGCCGCCCCCUCGCAGACGCUGGUCCCGCUGUCCCCGCUGUCCCAGCUUAGCGGGGCUCGGCAGCGAAGCGCUGCGUCCUGGUGCGCUGCGUUCUGGUGCGGGGCGCCCGGCGCUGUCCCAGGUGUAGCAGGAGGCUGCUGGCGGUGGGACCGGGCGAGGGGCCCGCAGCAGACACAUACGCAGCGGCUGCGCGCUUUUUAACCUUUCGGGCCGGGAGAACCAGAGAGAGAGGGAGCUGAGCAGAGCUCUGCAGAGCUGGGCUGGGCUGGGACCGGAGCUCCCCAGUGCCCCGGGAGAGGCACCCUCGAAGACAGCGAGGCUGGAGCCCAGCUGGCCCUAGAGCGCAGCGACUUGGUGACGGAGAUCCAGCGGUUCCCGACAGUGCCCGACGGAACGAAGCGGGGCAGCGCAGCGUCUGCAAGGCGGCAACGGUCCGGACCCGGCUACAGCCUCUCAGGUCCCUUGGUCCUCGAGUGUAGGAGAAGGGGCGACCUCUGGUUCGGUGGGCAGACGCGGCCGCAGAGACCCCAAUGUUUUCUCCCACUCACCCAGGUGGAGUUAGUUUGAGUCCAGUGCAUUUGCAAGCAAUAGUUGGGAGCCCAGUAAGAGAAUGAGUGAGAGAGACUUUCGGAGCUCGAGCACAGGGGUCUGUCUUUUGGUGCUCUGCUUGACCACACUGUGGGCACGGCUGGCAUUUGCCUCAUCACAUCCUCGGACUCACACAGUGCAUGUGGAACGUGGCACCUGUGAAGUGAUCGCUGCCCAUCGAUGCUGCAAUCGCAACCGAAUUGAGGAGCGAUCCCAGACAGUCAAAUGCUCCUGCUUCCCAGGCCAGGUGGCAGGGACCACUAGGGCCAAGCCCUCCUGUGUGGACGCCUCCAUUGUCCUGCAGAAGUGGUGGUGUCAGAUGCAGCCCUGUCUGCCUGAGGAGGAGUGUAAGGUGCUCCCAGACCUGUCUGGAUGGAGCUGUAGCAGCGGGAACAAAGUCAAAACCACUAAGGUCACCCGAUAGCCCUUGGGGAUACAUUCUACCCCAGACAGGAACAAUGCAACCAUGAGCCAAAGAAGGCUUGAGAGGAGCCAGGCCCCUAAACGAUGGGAAUAACUAGAAGCUCUUGGAUGGGGCUGCUUCAUCAAAAUGACAAGGCAAUGGAAACACUGUCCUCUGGUGGACCUGAACGUCAUUGCGAUGCCCUCUUUCCCAUGGGUACUUCCAUUAAGCAAGCAGCAAGUGUUUCUAGGGUAUUCUCUGUGGAGAGCUCUGUGCGCAGUGAAGACAUAUAUGACAUAAUUCCUGUCCUGAGGAAGCAUAUGGUCUAGCUGGGGAGACCAGACAUACACAGGAAACCAUCAUGGAUAAGUGAAAGCUAGAGAUACUUCUCUGAGCUUGCUGGAGGUCAGGAUAUUAGAUUCUCUGUCUUUCAGGCCUUCCCCUCUUCCUGGGCUUAGGGUGGCAAUCUGGGGCAAUCACAUUCAUUGUUUCCAAUUGAAUUGAACAUCCUCAUGAAGCUGCUGACAUUCUGAAGGAAAUCAUUCCUCUCAUCACCGGUUGGCAAUGACACCUCAUCCGUUUUGGAUGAGUGAGAGGCGUAUGGGAGGAUAGGAGAUAACAACAUCCCACUAGAUUUUGUGCAAUGAGGUAUCCUGUCGGGCAGUUGCUUUCAAAGAAUUGUGGAGUGGGAUCUUAUAUGAGCCUCCUUAAAAGAAGAAAAAGUCCUUAAAAGAGCAUCUCUGAGUAGAGCAAAUAACAUAGCAGAGUGAUAUAGAAAGGACACUGGGCUUGGAGUCAAAACCUGGAUUAGAGUCUUUUUUUUUUUUUUUAAAGAUUCAUUUUUUUUUUUUUUCCGGUAAGGCAAUUGGGGUUAAGUGACUUGCCCAGGGUUACACAGCUAGUAA